GCUCAGCAUAAAUACUUCCGGCCUGGUGAUCUUGGGCACAUAAAUACUGCCUGUCCAGGGGCAACACUCCAGCCCUGGUGACCCGGGGAAGCCCAGAUUCUCACUGGCAGGUGUCCCACUUAACACGGGGAUGUGCUCGCUGCCUGUGCCCCAGGAGCCCCUGCGCCGUGUGGUUGUGACUGGGGGCACCCAUGGCAACGAGAUGUCUGGUGUCUACCUGGCCCGGCACUGGCUGCGGACCCCAGCAGACCUGCAGAGACCCAGCUUCUCUACUGUGCCUGUGUUGGCCAACCCAGCAGCCACAGCCCUCUGUCGCCGCUACAUAGGCCGUGACCUCAAUCGCACCUUCACCAACACCUUCCUGACUUCCAGGGCCACCCCAGAUGAGCCAUACGAGGUGACAAGAGCCCGUGAGUUGAACCAGCUACUGGGGCCCAAAAACUCCAGCCAGGCCUUCGACUUUCUCCUCGAUCUGCACAACACCACAGCCAACAUGGGCACCUGCUUCAUCUCGAAUGCCACAGACAUCUUUGCCAUGCACUUGUGCCACCACCUACAGUUUUCUCCCCCAAGGCCUGGGUUCCUGAUUUGCCCCUUCCGUCUCCAGCUGAAGAACCCCGAGCUGCCCACCCGGGUCCUAGUGUACCGGCUGCCCAAGGAGGAAACAUACAGCCUGGACUCUGUGACCAAACACGGAAUGAGCUUGGAGUUGGGCCCCCAGCCUCAGGGCGUGCUGCGGGCCGACCUCUUCUCCCGGAUGAGGUCCCUGGUGUCCUCUUCUCUGGACUUCAUCGAGCUCUUCAAUCAGGGCGCAGCCUUUCCGGCCUUUGAGAUGGAAGUCUACAGAUACUUGGGCUGCGAGGAUUUUCCACACACGGAGGACGGAGACCUGGCUGGCAUGGUGCAUCCCCAGCUCCAGGACCGGGACUUUGAACCUCUGCAGCCUGGUGCACCCAUCUUCCAGAUGUUCAGCGGCGAGGACAUGCUCUACAAGGGGGACUCCACCAUGUACCCUUUGUUCAUUAACGAGGCUGCCUACUAUGAGAAGAACAUUGCCUUCAUUAGGUCAGAGAAGCUCAUGAUCUCAGUACCUGCCUUGCCGGGGCUGACCCCCACUCCCACCCCACUAACCUAGCCACACCUGCCUGGCCUCAGCCUUCCCGUCUGAACAGUGGGUGCUGAGACACAGGGCUAAGCCCAGGGCCCUAUGCACCAUGCUCCUUGUUGGGCCACCCAAUGCCAAGUCUC
Molecule: messenger RNA, 1248 nt
Organism: Fukomys damarensis (Damara mole-rat)
Lineage: Eukaryota; Metazoa; Chordata; Mammalia; Rodentia; Bathyergidae
Gene: Acy3
Product: aminoacylase 3
Exons: 7
Coding region: 131-1135 (334 amino acids)
Molecular function (GO): hydrolase activity, acting on ester bonds; aminoacylase activity
Source: RefSeq, a predicted model, not a curated record